UCUGCUUGUGUUCUGGUUCUGACUCUCAUUCUGUUUGGUCUCUGUUGUUCUUCUGCUCUAUCUAGAACCUCUUAGUUACAUCAACAUAUGGUAUUAUUUAAAAGAAAAAGGAACAGGCUCCUGUUUCUGAUAGCGCCUUGAAGCGAUCGGAUCAGAACCAAAGCACCAGGUUCUAUUUCUGCAGGACAAACAGUGUGGAACUCUGUCUGAUCCUGGAGGGAUCUCUGCAGAGAACAGAAACAUCCAGAAUCCACCUGAUCCACAGGCACCAGAGCAGCAUAGGUGUGUUUCUGCCAGUCACAUGACCACAGAGGAAACAGGGUCAUGUGACCAUAUCAAGGGCUGGACAGCUGAUGUCAUCAACUCUAACAUGAGAGUUUUACCUGAAUUCGACCAGCCCAGCCAGUAAAGGGUUCUGAACAGUUCUAUUGUUUUCUGUUUGAUGAACAGAAACCAUGAAUGAGGCCCGGCUGUCCAUCUACAGAGCCACCAUGAAGCUCCAGUCUCUGCAGAGACUCUGUCACAUGGACGUCGUCUUCAUUCAACACAUCACGGCAGCCUUCCAGCAGGUGGGCGGGGCUAACGCCCUUGAGGACGCCAAGAUGAACAGAGAGGAAGUGACCUUGGUUCUGACCAGGAUGUUUAAUGGCGUGUCACAGGAACUUCCGGGUCAUGUCUCAGAGGAGACCGGCAGUCUGAUGUUCAGGCUGUUUGAGCGGGAUCGGACCGGGCAAGUCUCAGCUCGUUCUCUUCAGACCGCUCUAGUUGCUUUGUCUGCAGACACAUUGCUUUGGAAAUACAGAAGUCUUGUUAGUUUGUCAGGAGACGGUUCAGGAUCCAUCACCAGGUCUGGACUCACAUCUCUGCUGCAGGACCUCAGUAAGGUCCCUGCGGCAGUUCAGGAGGAAGAUGUGUUCGGCAGCGUGGAGGCAGCAGUGAGCUCGUGUUUUAUUGAUGAAAGGGCUCCUGCUGUCAGCAAACUACAUCUGUUAUCAUGGUUAAAGAGUGAGCCCUGUCUGCUGCUAUGGUUACCGACUCUCUACAGACUGUCUGUCGGUCAGAAGGUCAGCCAUGCUGUCCGCUGCCACACCUGUAAGACCUUCCCUAUCACCGGGCUCAGGUAUCGGUGCAAAAAGUGUGUGAACGUUCACGUGUGUCAGAACUGUUUCCUGAACGGCCAACAGACCAGGAAGCACAAAACCCACCAUCCAGUGGUGGAGUUUUGCACUCAGCCCACCUGGAGAGAGUCUCUGUCCUCCUUAGUGCGUAAUGCUCGUCAUGCCCUGUUACCACGACGAUAUACUCCUACAGAAGCUGAUAGGAGGAGGGUCCUGAAGUGGGCAGAGCCAGGAGAGACACAGAACAGAGCUCCGCCCUUUUCUGAUGCCUCCAUGCUAUUGGCUGAUUCAGCUUGUACUUCCUCCUCUGACGUACCCCAUGACGCCUCCGUGCAGGCAUCUCCUCCUCCUUCUUCAUCAAAGUCUCUGCAGACAGAGGAGGAGCCAUCCAGUCUGCAGGGGGCGGCUCUGCUGACAGAAAUCAGGAACCUGCAGAGAGAUAAGUGGCUGCUGGAGCAGCAGCUGGGGGCAUGGCGCCUCACCAUCCAAUCAGAGCAGGGCGUCCUGGAAGACAGGUGUUCUGAGAUGGAGGUUACCGUGGAAACCAUGAGGCAGCACAACGUCCGGCUGCAGGACAUGCUCACGCAGGCUCUGAGAAAGAUGGAGGCAAAACACGCCAACAACACGCCUCAGAGUUUCAUCACGCAACACUCAGACAGAGGAAACGUCACACCAACCUCCAACUCUCUGACUGACGCCGAGGAAGAGGAGCUGCUAAAGGAGAAGGAUGACUGGAGCCAGAACGAGCCUCAAACUCCAUCUCCCACAAUUCCACACCAAUCAACUCUGUCACAGGAUGAACUGUUCCAUGAAGAAGAGCUUAACGAGAAGUUUAACCAUCAGCCAAUAGGACAACAGGGGGAGCCAGAGGGGGUGGGCCUUCAAACAAAUGUCCCCUUUCUGUCCGAUAGAGAGGAUCUUGGGAUGUGUAGUCCUGAAGACCUGCUGCAGAAGAUUGUGGACCGACUGAAGAUGGAAAUGGAGGACAAGUGGACAGAGAGAAACACAGGUGUGGGAGUGAAGGCGGAGCUUGUGGAGGCAGCAGAACAGGUGGGAGACUCAGUGUGCUGUCUGGUGGACGCUGUGAGGAGACAGACAGACCAGGCGUGGCACUUAGAAAGCUGUUUAUUCAGGAUCAAUAAUUAAACACGGAGGUAAAAAAGGUAAAAACUUAGUCACCUGUAAAAAAGGUGAGUUACUAUGGAGACAGAGCUGCCAAACGUGGAACAUUAAACAGUGAUGUCAAUCAGCGUCUCCAUGGUAACAAAAAUGAAACUACCGUUUUCAUUAUGUAAAAAUGCUGCAUUAAAACAGAUUCUAAACACAA
Molecule: messenger RNA, 2445 nt
Organism: Girardinichthys multiradiatus
Lineage: Eukaryota; Metazoa; Chordata; Actinopteri; Cyprinodontiformes; Goodeidae
Gene: dytn
Product: dystrotelin
Exons: 15
Coding region: 456-2264 (602 amino acids)
Biological process (GO): synaptic signaling
Cellular component (GO): plasma membrane
Molecular function (GO): zinc ion binding
Source: RefSeq, a predicted model, not a curated record